Molecule: messenger RNA, 1278 nt
Organism: Westerdykella ornata
Lineage: Eukaryota; Fungi; Ascomycota; Dothideomycetes; Pleosporales; Sporormiaceae
Exons: 1
Coding region: 311-778 (155 amino acids)
Source: RefSeq, a predicted model, not a curated record
UAGUUUUCCACUUCAAGUUAGCUUCCGCUGAGCCAUGGUGGAUAGCCAAUUUGUGGGGCAGCGAGGGGUUAUGAUCGAUGUCGCCAUUUCGCGUGUGAUAGUUUUGAGCUUCCAUUGGCCAAUCGCAGGGUGGUGGAUGAGCUUCAACAAUCUUUCGGCAUGGAGACUGUGUAGGCGCUUAGAUAUAGACUUCGCACCCCUUGUUCAGGACGUCACUUCGCAGCUGGAGGUAGUUUUGGCCUACGUUUCGAAUCGUGUAAAGUUCGUCGUCGCCGCCGGGCCGGUUUCUACGCAUACAUAAGCUGCUACCAUGGCGCUUGACACCACACCCACCAACAAGAACCCACCCCUCCUCAUCGACGUCCGCACCCCAUCGGAAUUCUCGACAGGCUACCUAUCUCUCCAAAAUACACCCGCAAUCAACAUCGAGUACCAAGACAUACACCAAUUACCGCACAUCCUCCGCUCUCAACAUGGUAUCGAGGUGAGCAAGGACGACGAUAUAACGCUAUACUGUCGGUCAGGGAGACGGUCGGGGAUUGCGCUGGGGGUGUUGAGGGAGUUGGGGUAUGCGAGGGUGAGGAAUAUUGGGGGGUUUGAGGAAGCGAGGGAGGUGCUUGAGAGGGAAGAGAGGGAACGGGUGCAGAAGGGGAACGCGGUGGGGGAGGUGGGGUUUGAAGGGAGAACUGAGGAGGAUGAGGCGGCUGUGGCGAGGAGAAGAGAGGCGAGAGAGAAGCAGUUUGCGGUGUUGUUGCAGGGUUUGAGGGCGGAGUCUUGAGGGAAAGAAAAAUUUUCGAGGUUCAUUACUUGUGCUUGGUGAGAAUGGGGAGCCCAGACGGCUUCGGCAGAGACGGACGCCGCAGACGGAUAAGCGCUAGGUCCAGGGAUGCGACGAACGCGUAUGGGAGAAGAAAAGUGCUACGCAGGAAGGCGUGAGAGGGGAGACGCAAGAGUCCUCCGCACGCAUCGGGAACCGCCGCGGAGUCCUAGUUGUCUUAACAGGUGCUAGACUAUUUAAAAGAAGGGCAGCCUUUAUGGUUGAGACAACUGAAUGUUGCUGCGAUAGGACCUAGGUUGAGAUUUAAAGGGUUUGACGGAAGUCCUCGGUCGCCAGCGUGAAAGGACUUGAUCCACAUGUAGGCUUCGAAGUCAUUGACUACACAGUCCUCUACAGGAAUAGAGAUACAAUACCUCAGCUUGUUAGCCGACCAGAGAACAAAUGUUUCUACGAGUGGCGCAGCGCAGCCUGGUGAAGUGGUCAAGGAUAACGUCCCCGAG